GAUCAAGGAGCAAGGUCACUUGAAGGACGAAAGGCUUGUUUGCCUGAAGUAAGUCUAGAAAAGAGUUUCUUGCCGAUGACCUUGACUGACCUUCAAAACCUGUUUCAGUGUCAUAGCAAGAGCAGUGAUGUUGAAAAAGCGGAAAAUUAUUGUAUCACCGAUUUUGUCAAAGCUGUUUCAUACUCCGCGGAUGACAUCCUUGCUUUCGAAAACCACCGGAACAGGUCACAAGGAAUGACCAGGGACAUUAUUAGUCAUGAAAAUCAUGAUGUAACAGUUCUUCAGGACAAAGUUAGUUGUAGGUCAAUGUCUGAUGUCCACACAAUGUUUUGUGAUGGAGCUGGUCAGGAGGCAAACAAAGAUCAAGGUCAAGGGCCAUCAGAGGAACAGCUUCUUGUUGUUCAUAACUUCUUUGAACGAACUUUGCCAGAUUUCUUGAAAUCAAAGCAGGACUACAGGAUUUAUCACAAAGACAUAAUAUUCGAGAACAAUUACUUUGGGAAAAAUGUUUCAACUCGGGGAAUAACGGCGUACGUAACCCAGGUGACGAAGAUCCGGAUCAUGACCCACUUCAUGUAUGCACAUGCUCAGUUCAAUGUGCUGAAGAUUACUCGUCACCCAGAGGACGGGACAGUCCGCAUCCGAUGGCGGAUCAGCGGUCUUCCACAGCUCAAGACUCUCCUCAUCUGGAAGUUCAUGCCGUGGAACUAUCGGAAAAACCGAGAUGCUAACUCUGAGUGGCACGAUGGAUUUUCCAUAUUUACUGUUGGUUCUGACGGCUUCGUACAUAAACACCGAGUUGACAGGGUUAUGACAGACGAGGAGCUGCAGGUAGCCAAGCCAGCCAGCCUGGCGGCCAGACUGUCCAGUAUGCUGGGACUAGACCCCAAACCAAGCCUCAAUGACUUCAGCUCACUUUUCAUGAAGAGGACAUUGUUUGCACCCAAAUAGUUUGCCUGUAUACAUAACCAUAGAAUAAAGUGUGUACUGCUUGGGAAUAACCAUUAAAUUAUAUGAUGUGGAA
Haliotis rubra (blacklip abalone) is the source of this 1024-nucleotide messenger RNA. RefSeq lists its product as uncharacterized. The coding region runs from base 76 to 951 and encodes 291 amino acids. Lineage: Eukaryota; Metazoa; Mollusca; Gastropoda; Lepetellida; Haliotidae. The record is from RefSeq and is a predicted model, not a curated record. The transcript has 5 exons.